GCACGACCUACGUUUCCAGACAUUUUUCAGUCAAACAAAUGGGAAAGCUGAGGUAAGACGCUAACUAAAUUCUCAAUCGAGACCUGGAAUAACAUACUUGGCUUAUCUUAUAACCUGGGAAUCUAAAGUGAUGGCUGAAGCAAUACCUCUGCGAGAAAAGAAGCAGAAAACUCUACCUCGAUCUGAUGGGUGUGGUCUGAAUAACUUUGAUGCUCUGGAUCUGUCUGGCGGCCUGAGAAUAGUCCUGGUGGGGAAAACUGGUUCAGGAAAGAGCGCAACAGGAAACACCAUACUCGGCAGGGCUGCCUUCAGAGAGGAUCCGAGCCCUGUGUCGGUGACCAAACACUGCGAGACACAGAGCGGGUACGUGGACGGGACAGCGGUGCAGGUCAUUGACACGCCCGGCCUGUUUGACACGGCCAUCACAGAGGAGGAGUUAAAGUCAAGGAUAGAGGAAUGUGUCAAGAUGUCAGUGCCGGGCCCUCACGCCUUCCUCUUAGUGAUCAGGCUCGGUGUGAGGUUCACAGAGGAGGAGAGAAAUGCUGUGAAGUGGAUCCAGAACAACUUUGGCGACGACGCGUCCAUGUACACCAUCAUGUUGUUUACGUGCAAAGACCAGGCCAAAGCUGACAACGCCCUGAAGGAGUGCAAGGAGCUGCGCAGACUCUCCAUCACGUUCGGACGCAGAUACCACGCCUUCAACAACAACGACGCAGACGACCCGGUCCAGGUCAAAGAGCUGGUCACCAUGAUCAAGGAGAUGAUACAAGACAACGGCGGCAAACACUACACCAAUGAAAUGUACGAGAGAGCGCAGAGCAAGCUGAAAGAGGAGGAGGAGCGGAAGAAGCAAGAGGAGGAGGAGAAGAAGGAGGAGGAGAGAAAAAUAUGGGACGGAGAAAGAGAGAAGCAGGAGAAGGAGAGGCAAAAGCAGAAGAAGGUUAAAAAAAAGAACGUCUGCGUGGCCUCGGCGGCCGCUGUGGUGCUGGUGUUGGCGGGCGUGGUGAUAGCGGUGGGCGCCAACACCACAGUGGCGCUGGCUCUGGGAGCACCUGCACUCGUCCUGGGAGUCUUGUGUGGCCUAGCUGCCUUUUGUUUGUGGAAAGGAAUCCGCUGCAAAGCCAAAACCGAUUUUCCUGUUUAGACGGCGGUCUUUGCAAAGAACACGUUGUGACACCUGCAGCUUGUGCUAAACGCGAAGCAAACACACUGUUUGAUUUCUUGCAAACCGCAGAAAUGUUCAUCGUAAAUUCACAGGAGAUUUACUGGCUAACAAUUACAUUACCUUCACGGUAACAUUUACAGUGGUUUACUGUGAAGUAUCUUCACAGCAAUUUACUGUAACUACAGAGCUGGGACUUUACAGUUAAUUAUAAUAAAGUUACAACUAAAUGCUGUAACUUCACAAUUGUCAUUUUAUAGAUAUUUAAAGGCCUACUGAAAUGAGAUUUCCUUAUUUAAACGGGGAUAGCAGGUCCAUUCUAUGUGUCGUACUUGAUCAUUUCGCGAUAUUGCCAUAUUUUUGCUGAAAGGAUUUGGUAGAGAACAUUGACGAUAAAGUUCACAACUUUUAGUCGCUAAUAAAAAAGCCUUACCUUUACAGGAAGUAGCAGACGAUGUGCGCGUGACGUCACCGGUUAUAGAGCUCCUCACAUCCUCACAUUGUUUAUAAUGUGAGCCUCCAGCAGCAAGAGCUAUUUGGACCGAGAAAGCGACAAUUUCCCAAUUAAUUUGAGCGAGGAUGAAAGAUUCGUGGAUAAGGAAAGUUAGAGUGAAGAAUUCAAAUUUUUUUUUUUUUUAAAGCGACGGCUCCAGGCGGCGGUGGGACUGUUUCAGAUGUAAUUAGACACAUUUACUAGGAUAAUUCUGGAAGAUCCCUUAUCUGCUUAUUGUUUUAAUAGUGUUUUAGUGAGAUUGUAAAGAAAUACCUGAAAGUCGGAUGACCGCUGUGAACGCCAGUGUCUCUCAGAGAAGCCGAUGGAGGAGCCAAGAUCACAGCUGCCUAUUUGAGCUGCAGGAGGAGGUCGCAUAAUCCACUGAAGGCUCCGGUAAGAGCCGACUUAAUAACACAAUUUUCCCAUCCAAAAAACUUGCUGGUUGACGUAGAAAACAUGUUCGCUUGACUGCUCUGUGUUAAAGCUUCAAAACAAAAAAAGAAACACAGGCUUUGUCUCGGUUGCUAAAGGCAGCUGCAAUCCACCGCUUUCCACCAACAGCAUUGUUCAUUAUAGUCUCCAUUAUUAUUUGAACAAAUUGCAAAAGAUUCAGCAACACAUGUCCAAAUUACUGUGUGAUUAUGCGAUGAAAAGAGACGACUUUUAGCCGUGUGUGGUGCUGGGCUAAUAUGUCCGCUACAACCCGAGACGUCACAAACCCGCGUCAUCAUUCCGACGUUUUCAACAAGAAACUCUGCGGGAAAUUUAAAAUUGUAAUUUAGUAAACUAAACCGGCCAUAUUGGCAUGUGUUGCAACGUUAAUAUUUCAUCAUUGAUAUAUAAACUAUCAGACUGCGUGGUCGGUAGUAGUGGGUUUCAGUAGGCCUUUAAAAUAAGAUUACAACUAUAUGCUGUAACUUCACAAUUGUAAUGCUAUUGCAAAUUUCUUUCUCGUUUUGGCAGCAUACCGUCACCUACUGUGCAAUUUAGUCUACAGAACGCCUUCAGAGACAAAUACAUUUUGAAUUUACAGUAAUCUGUUGUGAUAUUACACUACAUUUUGACUACAGUAUUUUAGUGGGGAAAAAUGCUGUUAAAUGCUGUGAAAUCCUGGUAAUUUUCCGCAGUCUAAAUCAGUGAAUUAUGUGGGUAAGGAAAUUAUGUGGGGCUUCACGGUGGCAGAGGGGUUAGUGCGUCUGCCUCACAAUACGAAGGUCCUGCAGUCCUGGGUUCAAAUCCAGGCUCGGGAUCUUUCUGUGUGGAGUUUGCAUGUUCUCCCCGUGAAUGCGUGGGUUCCCUCCGGGUACUCCGGCUUCCUCCCACUUCCAAAGACAUGCACCUGGGGAUAGGUUGAUUGGCAACACUAAAUUGGCCCUAGUGUGUGAAUGUGAGCGUGAAUGUUGUCUGUCUAUCUGUGUUGGCCCUGCGAUGAGGUGGCGACUUGUCCAGGGUGUACCCCGCCUUCCGCCCGAUUGUAGCUGAGAUAGGCGCCAGCGCCCCCCGUGACCCCGAAAGGGAAUAAGCGGUAGAAAAUGGAUGGAUGGAUGGAUGGAAAUUAUGUGAUUUUGCAAUUAAACAAUUUUCUCAGAACUGCAGCACCACAUGAUGCUGACUUUUUUUUGAUAAUGUUUAUUUAAAAAAACAGUUAUACUUGACUAGAUAUUUCAGUAACAGUGUGACUCUUGACUAAUGGAGCAAUACAUUACUAUAAUUUAGUUUUUCAAAACUGAUGAUUUUAGUCUUGUGAACAAAUGAGCGAGCAACUUGUCGAACAGUUUAAAAACAACAUUUCGACAAGUUAUUGCAAGGAAUUUAGGGAUUUCACAGACUACGGGAGGGGUCCCCAAACUUUUUGACCCGGGGGCCGCAUUGAGUUAAAAUAAUUUGGCCGCGGACCGGGCUGUUUAUAUAUAUAUAUAUAUAUAUAUAUAUAUAUAUAUAUAUAUAUAUAUGAAUGAUAUCAUAUAAUCGAUUGGAAAAUGCAUUUUUAGACAAUUCGAUGUGCCUGAGCAGCUAGGAGAAAAAAAUAAUAUAAAAAAAUAAUAAAACAUAAUUAUAAAACAUUUAACUUGGGACUUCCCGUGGGCCAGAUUGUCGAACAGUUUAAGAACGACAUUUCUAGAUGAGCUAUUGCAAGGAAUUUAGGGAUUUCACCAUCUACGGUCUGUAAUAUCGUUUAAAGGUUCAGAGAAUCUGGAGAAAUCCCUGCCACGUAAGCGAUGGUAAUACGGACCUUCGAUCCCUCAGGCGGCACUGCAUCACAAAGCGACAUCAGUGUGUAAAGGAUAUCACCACAUGGUCUCGGUAACACUUCAGAAAACCACUGUCAGUACCUACUGUUUGCCGCGACAUCUGUAAGUGCAAGUUAAAACUCUGCUAUGCAAAGCGAAAGCCAUUUAUCAUCAAUAAAGUUCCAACUAUAUGCUGUAACUUCACAAUUGUAAUUCUAUUGCUAGUUUCUCUCUCGUUUUGACAGCAUACCGCCACCUACCGUGCAAUGUAGUAUUAAGAGACACAUUUUUUUAAUAUAUAGGAAUAUGUUGUGAUAUUACAGUACAUUUUCAAUACAGUAUUUAACUGCAGAAAAAUGCUGUUAAAUGCUGUGAAAUCCUGGUAAUUUUUCGCAGUCUAAAUCAGUGAAUUAUGUGGGAAAUUAAAUUAUGUGAUUUUGCAAUUAAAUAAUUUUCUCAAAACUGCAGCACCACAUAUUGACCUUUUUUUUUCAUGUUAAUUUAAAAAAACAAUUAUACUUAAAUUGAAAUUUCAGUAACAGUGUGACUUUUCACUAAUGGAGCAAUACAUUACAAUAAUUUAAUGUGUCAAAACUGAUGAUUUUAGUCUUGUGAACAAAUGCAUGAGAAAAUUGUCAUACAGUUUAAGAACAGCAUUUCUCGACGAGCUAUUGCAAGGAAUUUAGGGAUUUCACCAUUUACGGUCUGUAAUAUAAUUUAAAGGUUGAGAGAAUCUGGAGAAAUCGAUCCCUCAGGCGGUACUGCAUCAAAAAGCGACAUCAGUGUGUAAAGGAUAUCAGCACAUGGGCUCAGGAACACUUCAGAAAACCACUGUCAGGAACUACAGUUUGUCGCUACUUUCUGUAAGUGCAAGUUAAAACUCUACUAUGCAAAGCGAAAGCCAUUUAUCCACAAUAAAGUUCCAACUGUAUGCUGUAACUUCACAAUUGUAAUUCUAUUGCUAAUGGCUCUCACGUUUGACAGCCUACCGCCACCUACUGUGCAAUGUAGUCUACAGAACGCCUUCAGAAACAAAUACAUUUGAAUUUACAAUAAUCUGUUGUGAUAUUACAGUACAUUUUAUUACGGAAAAAUGCUGUUAAAUGCUGUGAAAUCCUUGUCAUUUUCCGCAGUCUAAAUCAGUGAAUUAUGUGGGUAAGGAAAUUAUGUGCUUUUGCAAUUAAACAAUUUUCUCAGAACUGCAGUUCCACAUGAUGACUUUUUUUUUAAUGUUUAUCUAAAAAAAAAAAAGAUAUUUCAGUAACAGUGUGACUCCUGACUAAUGGAACACAUUACAUUACAAUAAUUUAAUGUGUCAAAACUGAUGAUUUCAGUCUUUUGAACAAUUGUGUAAGCAAAUUGUCGAACAGUUUAAGAACAACAUUUCUAGACGAGCUAUUGCAAGGAAUUUAGGGAUUUCACCAUCUACGGUCCGUAAAAUCAUCAAAAGGUUCAGAGAAUCUGGAGAAAUCACUGCACGUAAGCGAAGAUAUUACAAACUUUCAAUCCCUCAGGCGGUACAGCAUCAAAAAGCGACAUCAGUGUGUAAAGGUGUUAGAAUAACUAUAUAUAUAUAUAUUAUCACACUAACUUUAGUAUGCUUAAAGUGUGGUGCUUUAGUUAAUAGCUAUUGUGCUCAAGUUAGACUAUUUUCAAAUCUAUGCAAGGACAAAACUUCUUGUCUGACGGCUGUCCUCAGCCACAGAUGUUAUCAUUGUUUUGGCCCGCUGGUAGCCAAGGACUUCAGGGACCUCGGCAGGGAUGGAAUGACAGCACGCAGACGAGACAGAGACUUCAAGGAUCUCAAUGAAGAUUAGAUGACAACACACAGAUGAAGCGGAGACAAGGCGAAAUCACAUUCCAUCACGUACUGUGCGUCCUGGACCUGCUUUGCAUAAUAUAUAUGACCACUUCUUUUAGAGGCAGCCUCAGUGAUGUUGACUAUGGAACUCUGAAUAAAAAGAGAACCCGGGAACUGGAUCUUAAAGCGUAGGGCGAGACUGUGACUAAGUGUGCAGUGCCCGCGUUCUCCUCAUGAGCCAUAUUUAACUCAGUGUCUGCUUGGUUCCUUGCUUCUUGUCUGAUUAAUAAAUGCCAUCAGUGUU
Messenger RNA from Nerophis ophidion (straightnose pipefish), 5991 nucleotides. RefSeq names its product GTPase IMAP family member 4-like. Gene Ontology annotation, molecular function: GTP binding. The record is from RefSeq and is a predicted model, not a curated record. The transcript has 3 exons. Bases 131 to 1144 code for a protein of 337 amino acids. Lineage: Eukaryota; Metazoa; Chordata; Actinopteri; Syngnathiformes; Syngnathidae.